CCUCCGACCUCCGUGCAGAGGCAGUAGAUCUGAGACUGCUCCUGGUUGGGUGCUCUCAGCUCCUGGCAUCUGUGAGGAAGGAAGCAGAGAGCUAGCACUCUGUGCUGAGCCCGAGACAGGAUCCCAGUGUGUGGGGAGCCACAAUGCCAGCUGAGGGGACAGGAGUCAGGUUUUACCUGCUGCUGUUCCUCUCUGUGGCCACCAGAGGGCCGCGUGCAGCAGGGACACGUUCUGUUGAGAAGUUCUGGAAGGAGGAAACCUGUGAUCCUUACCUGUCAUUCCUUCCAAGAAGCUGCAAGGAAAUCAAAGAAAGAUGCCAUAAAGCAGGUGAUGGCCUGUAUCAACUCCGCACUGAGAAUGGUGUCGUCUACCAGACCUUCUGUGACAUGACCUCUGGGGGUGGUGGCUGGACCCUGGUGGCCAGCGUCCAUGAGAACAACAUGCGUGGGAAAUGCACGGUGGGCGAUCGCUGGUCCAGUCAGCAGGGCAACAGGGCUGACUACCCAGAGGGGGACGGCAACUGGGCCAAUUACAACACAUUUGGGUCUGCAGAGGCCGCCACCAGCGAUGACUACAAGAACCCUGGCUACUACGACAUUCAAGCUUGGGACCUGGGCAUCUGGCACGUGCCCAACAAGUCCCCUCUGCAGCACUGGAGGAAGAGCUCCCUGCUGAGGUACCACACCAACACGGGCUUCUUCCAGAGCCUGGGGCAUAAUCUGUUUGGACUCUACCAGAAAUACCCAGUGAAAUACGGAGCAGGGAAUUGCUUGACUGACAAUGGCCCAGCCAUUCCUGUUGACUAUGACUUUGGUGAUGCUAAGAAAACUGCAUCUUAUUACUCACCGGAUAGUCAGCGAGAAUUUGUUGCAGGAUUUGUCCAGUUCAGGGUGUUUAAUAAUGAGAGAGCAGCGAAUGCCCUGUGUGCUGGGGUGAGAGUCACUGGCUGCAACACUGAGCACGUGAGUCUGGGGAUGAUCCCUGGCUUGUGUGGGCGAGUGUGUGUGUGUGUGUGUGUGUUUGUGUGUGUGUGUACCUGUCUGGGAUGUUUCAUGGGGCUUGCGUUUUUACUCUUUUCUGGUAUUUUGAAGACAUACUUUUUAAAUUGUAGCUAUUAUUUUUUUAAUUGA
Molecule: messenger RNA, 1130 nt
Organism: Capra hircus (goat)
Lineage: Eukaryota; Metazoa; Chordata; Mammalia; Artiodactyla; Bovidae
Product: intelectin-2-like
Exons: 7
Coding region: 144-1130 (328 amino acids)
Molecular function (GO): oligosaccharide binding
Source: RefSeq, a predicted model, not a curated record